Messenger RNA from Atta colombica, 765 nucleotides. RefSeq names its product protein NDUFAF4 homolog. The record is from RefSeq and is a predicted model, not a curated record. Gene Ontology annotation, biological process: mitochondrial respiratory chain complex I assembly. Lineage: Eukaryota; Metazoa; Arthropoda; Insecta; Hymenoptera; Formicidae. The transcript is spliced from 5 exons. The coding region runs from base 105 to 716 and encodes 203 amino acids. Gene Ontology annotation, cellular component: mitochondrion.
GAAAAUUAAAUUCUUUUUAAUCUCAUGUUCGUAUUGUUUCAUAAUUAUUGUUCAAACACGUUUUAUGAACUCUUGCAUUCUGACUGCUGGAGGUUACUUGAAUUAUGGGAAAGAUUUAUUCGGUAUUAACUCGACCUAUUCGCACAUUUAACAUUGAAAAUCGUGCGGCAAAACUUAUUUCCCGAGAAAAACCAAUACCUGCACCUCAAUAUGCAUCUACAGAAAAACAAAAGAAGCUUUCAGACCAAGUAAAUCCAUACUUUUUGGAAGACCAUUACCAAAAGAACACGCAACUGGAUCAACGAUUAAAAAAUGUUUUUGUUACAUCAACAGACUCGCAAGAAAUGAAAGAGCCAGCAAGAGAUUCCAAGGUUUUACCUCAAAGCAGACGGAGCUGGGAAAAUGAUUUUACAUUUGAAUCUUAUGAACCUACAAUGAUUCCUAUGGGAAAGUGCUCAUUGAAGCAAGCUCUCACAUUUCUUUUGCAACAUAAACACGAUCCUAUAAAAUAUAGUAGCGAAAAUAUAGCUUCUGAAUAUAAAAUAGAUAAGAAAAUAAUAGAUGAUAUAUUGAAGUAUUUUAAAAUUUAUGUGACUGCCUUACCAAACAAUACCAGACAACCUAAAGAGUUUUUGGAUUCAAUAGAAGAUCCAAUUCAAGAGUUCAUAGACAAAGGACUAGAGGUCAAAAAAAAGGAUAAAGAAAAGAAAAAAUAGUACAGAUAUGUAUAUAGAAAAAUAAUUUAUUAAAGUUUAUUUCUAUGUU